This is a messenger RNA of Diabrotica virgifera virgifera (western corn rootworm), 2594 nucleotides long. RefSeq lists its product as uncharacterized. The transcript is spliced from 5 exons. NCBI's taxonomy places the organism in Eukaryota, Metazoa, Arthropoda, Insecta, Coleoptera, Chrysomelidae. The coding region runs from base 257 to 2503 and encodes 748 amino acids. Gene Ontology annotation, cellular component: site of double-strand break; nucleus. The record is from RefSeq and is a predicted model, not a curated record. Gene Ontology annotation, molecular function: DNA-(apurinic or apyrimidinic site) endonuclease activity; protein binding; 3'-5' exonuclease activity. Gene Ontology annotation, biological process: double-strand break repair.
GGCAGAGGCAGAUGCACAAAUAGGCAGACCUCUUUUUUCCUUGUAGAGGCAGACCAAUAAAAAGAAAAAGAAGAAGGGGUCAUAUAAUUUGUGCCAGGUGCCAGCUGCCAGGCCAGGUGCCAUGCACACAAAGGAAAAUACAGAAAGAAGACGACAAACAAUCAUAAAAAUCACAACACACCAACACACAACACCAACAAAGUGAUUUUUGUAUUUGAAUAUUAUUUUUAUUGUAUUAAUUUGUAUUUUUAACAAAAUGACGAUUGUUUACGUAUAUAAAGAAGAUGAUCCAUCCAGAGAAUUGUUACAACUGAAUGAGGGAUUGCACUAUAUUGGAAGAGAAACACCAAUUGAGUGUAACGAUAAAAGAAUAUCCAGACGACAUGCAAUCAUUGUUAUUCACCGAAAUGGAGUAAUCCUUCAAUCUGCUAAUGUAAAUCCUACCUAUUUUAAAUCACCUGUAGGAGUUACUGUGCAAAUGUUGCACAAAGAUGAGACAUUAUCUCUAAACACUGGUGAUAGAUUGGCCCUAGUAGAAGAUGGUGUCUGGUUUAAGAUAAAAAUUAUUCUUGAAAAGAAUCUUGAUGGAGGUAUUAUGGUUGAUAGAUUAUACAGUGCAAUUCUCAAUAAAAGAUCCAACGAUGAAGAUAAUAAUAUGCAGGUUUCAAAGAAGAUCAAACUUGAACCAGAAGAUGUUUGCAAUUAUUGCGGUAAUUCAUCAUGUGAACAUGAUAAAAGGACCAAUGAAGAGUCAAAUUCAGACAAAUUAGAGGGAAAUAUUCCAGUGAGAAGUCAUGUGUGUCAGCCAGAUUCAUUCAGAAGUCAUAUACCAACAACAACAGAUAACAUUAUUAACACUUUAUUUUAUGAUACUCCAUUAGAAAUUGAAGAAGAACCUUCUAAUAACCAAAACAAUAUACCUUCUUCUUCUAUAAACGAUUCCAAUCAAACAAGUGUACCACGUGUGAUCAAAAACAAAGAUAUAUAUGAGAUAUCAACAACAGCAGAUAACAUUCUUAACACUUUAUUUAAUGAUACAUUAGAAAUUGAAGAAGAACCUUCUAAUUACCAUAACAAUGUGCCUUCCACUGCUACAAACGAUUCCAAUCAACCAAGUGUACCAUGUGUGAUCAACCAUAAAGAUAUAAAUGACGUACCGUCAGAAGGUGCAGCAAAUUAUUCAGACCAGUCUGAUGCUAUUGUUAAUUUAGGAUCAACUGAUCAAGCCAUUAAAGUAAAUAAAAGGAAAGAGGCAAAUAAUGCAGAUUCAACUACCAAACAAACUACUUUAAAUCAGUCUAGUGUAACAGAAACUAGUGUGUCAGUCAGAAGUCAUGUAUGUCAGCCAGAUUCAAUCAGAAAUCAUAUACCCACACCCACAACAGUAGAUAACAUUCUUGAAGAUUGUUCUAAUUACCUUAGUAGUGUACUUUCCUCUUCUAUAAGGGAUUCCAAUCAAAUAAGUGUACCACGUGUGAUCAACCAUAAAUAUAUAAAUGAGGUACCGUCAGAAGGUGCAGCAAAUUAUUCAGACCAGUCUGAUGCUAUUGUUAAUUUAGGAUCAACUGAUCAAGCCAUUAAAGUAAAUAAAAGGAAAGAGGCAAAUAAUGUAGAUUCAACUACCAAACAAACUACUUUAAAUCAGUCUAGUGUAACAAAAAAAAGGGUUUCAUUCAGAAGUCCUGUAUGUGAGCCAGAUUCAUUCAGAAAUCAUAUACCAACAACAGCAGAUAACAUUCUUAAUACUUCCAAUGUUACAACAUUAGAAAUUAAAGAAGAACCACCAGAGGAACCGUCUGAAGGUACAGCAGUUAAUUCAGAUCACUCUGAUGAGAUUGUCCAUUCAGGACUAAAUGAUCAAGCAGUUAAUGUAAAUAUUGCACAGAUUAUACGUGACGAAUUCACAUCAGACCCUGAAGAUAAUGAUUCUGAUACUACCGUAGAAAUGGAACAAGAACCACCAGCACCAUUACCCCUUAUGAUAAAACGUGAAGACAUUAAAGUGGAACAUCCAAUUCCAUUACCAAUUAUGAUAAAACUUGAAGAUAUUAAAGUGGAACAUCCAAUGCCAUUACCAAUUGAGAUAAAACAGGAAGAAAUUAAAGUGGAACCAGGAUCAAGUAACUCUACAAUUAGAAUAAAGACUGAAACGGACAUAAAAGAAGAACCGGAACCAAUUGAUACAGAUAAUGCAGAAACAAACUUAAAUGUACCUCAGGCAAUACCUGCGAAUAAUCCAGUACCAGUAUUGAAUGGAAGAAGAGAUAGAUGUUGGUAUGGCAGGCAGUGUUACAGGACCAACCCUCUACACAAACUAAACUUAAGUCACCCUGGCGAUCCUGACUACGAUGGUGAUAACGAUAAUGAUAAUGCUGAAGUAAAUCAACAACCAUGUCCAUAUGGUGUACAGUGUUAUCGAAGAAAUGUAUUGCAUAGACGUUUAUACAAGCAUUUUGGACCUCCAGCUGCAAGACCUCAACAACUUACGUUUUCGUUGCUGUAGUGUAACCCAAAGACAGAAAUAUUUGUUGGAUAUAUUAAUUAGUUUUUUAUUGGAUAUUAAAUUUUAUAAUUAUAUUUUGUGAUAAAUGUGA